Molecule: messenger RNA, 694 nt
Organism: Closterium sp. NIES-67
Lineage: Eukaryota; Viridiplantae; Streptophyta; Zygnematophyceae; Desmidiales; Closteriaceae
Source: the annotation of a GenBank genome assembly
GCUGUGCUUCGCCUGCUUUGGCAUGAUGGCAGUGGCCAUCACGCCUAAUGAGCUGCUCGCGGUGGUGCUCAGUGGGUUCUUUGUCAUGUUGUGGAAUCUCAUGUGCGGCUUCCUCAUCCCCAAACCGGAAAUCCCCGUGUGGUGGAGCUGGUUUUACUACAUCAACCCCAUAGCAUGGUCGCUCUACGGCCUCAUCACCUCUCAGCUGGGGACAUUCAGGACAUCUUGACGGUGCCGGGAGCGCCGAUCCAGCUCACAGUGCAGCAGUACCUGGACGUGUACCUGGGUUACCAGGAGGCCUGGGUUGGUUACGCCAGUCUUAUCCUCCUCGGCUUCACGGCUCUCUUCUUUGUCGUCUUUGCAGUGGCGCUUAAAGUCAUCAACUUCCAAAAACGCUAGAAAUUCUUUCUAGGAGCUGCAUGCCGAAAGUGUGUGAGAGGGGGAGGGGGGGGGCUUGUAGACAACCAGGCAAGGCAUUGAACCCGUUUGUAGCAAACCGUGAGUUGAUUGCAUGGGAUGUUAUGCUCGAACAGUGCUAGCUUAGCUUGCACAAACCAUGUGCUAGCUUACAUCGAUGCAUUUAGGGGCUUGUAGAGGGCUAGACAACACAAGACAGCCCCGUUUAACAAGCAGGAUCGCAAGUUAGUCCAUGAAGUCGACAAGGUUGAUAUGUGUUGGAAAUAUCUCAAAAGAC